AUGCUGCUACCGAUUUCAAUGGAAGAUUUUGAAUUAUUUCCUAAGACAAAGUCAUUAGUUUUACCAGAUCAACUUGUUGCAGAGUUUUUACCAGAUGUAUUUCAGCAGAUGCACACUGAAUUAUCAAAAAUUUGGUGGUCUCGAUUAGUCAUCGCUGCACGAGGAUAUGUUGUAAAUUAUAUUCAAGAUGAUGAUGAAAAAUUAUUUUUUGCCGAUGAUGCAUUCAUAAUCAUUCAUCGUAAUCUUGUUGAAUCAACCGUUCAAAGUGUCAUCCAACAGUUUCUAGCUGAUCUUGAGUUGGUUGUAAAUUAUCCGGAUGUAGUCCCUAUCCUCAAUGAUCUCAACAACAACGAAUCAUCGAUUCGAAAUCCAUUCCAAGAUCCUAAAAGUUGCGAUUACUUUACAAGGAUUUAUGGAGAACCUAACUCGGCAACAUAUCGCAUCGCAAGUGCCCAAAUUAUUGUCCAUAAGAUUUUUAUGCAUAUCUUUACAACUUUGCAACAACGAUGGAAAUCUUCAGCUAGAAAUCGUAAAGGUAUUCGAUUUCAAGAGGAUCCUGAGUGGCAACCGGACGAUCGUGUUGUUCUCUUCCAACAUUUUUUUAAAGGAAAUCGUACAUGGGUGAUGACUGAUUUUGAUCGCCAUAUUAUCAAUAUUUGGCGUCCGAACGGGUCGGUGGUCAUCUUUGGCGAUCGUUUUAUCAAGGAUAAACAGCAGUUUGGCUUUUCAUUAUGUGCGUAUUGUGGCAUGUUGGAACAGCAUAUCGGCCAGUUUGCUUAUCAUAAGCAGCAACGAUUCUGCUCCCAGAAAUGUUUGCAAGCAGCUUUGACCAGUGAUUGCGGAAUAAAUCAAUUUUAA
This is a messenger RNA of Thelazia callipaeda (thelaziosis nematode), 858 nucleotides long. Lineage: Eukaryota; Metazoa; Nematoda; Chromadorea; Rhabditida; Thelaziidae. The record is from the annotation of a GenBank genome assembly.